AUGACGACUGUCGAUAUCCCCACGAAGCAAAAGGCCGCCAUCUACGACCAGCCCGGUACGAUUUCGACCAAGGUUGUGGAAAUAGAUGUGCCAGAGCCUGGUGCUGGCGAGGUUCUCAUUAAUCUGACUCAUUCUGGCGUAUGCCAUUCUGACUAUGGAAUUAUGACCAACACCUGGAAAACGCUCCCAUACCCGACUCAGCCCGGUCAAGUUGGAGGCCACGAAGGUGUCGGCAAGAUCGUCAAGCUCGGUGCAGGCACCGAGUCUUCCGGUCUGAAGGUCGGCGAUCGAGUCGGUAUCAAAUGGGUUGCCAGUGCUUGCGGAAAUUGCCAGCCCUGUGGAGCUGGAGUCGAUGGACUGUGCUUCAACGUGAAGGUCUCUGGCUACUACAACCCAGGAACGUUCCAACAGUACGCCCUAGGUCCGGCCAACUACGUGACACCAAUUCCCGAUGGUCUAGACUCCGCCGCCGCCGCUCCAAUGCUCUGCGCUGGUGUGACGGUCUACGCAGCCCUGAAGCGUAGUAAUGCCCGCCCCGGUCAGUGGGUAGUCAUCUCCGGUGCUGGAGGCGGCCUCGGCCAUAUUGCAGUGCAACUCGCCAGCAGGGGAAUGGGUUUCCGCGUGAUUGGCAUCGACCACGGCAGCAAGGCAGAGCUUGUCAAGGAAUCUGGGGCAGAGCACUUCCUCGACAUUACACAGUUCCCCAAGGACGAUAACGGUGCCGCCCUGAAGAAGCACGUCCAAUCAUUGACAGAGGGACUGGGCGCCCAUGCUGCGGUUGUAUGUACGGCUGCAAAUGCAGCGUAUGCGCAGGCGUUGCCGCUACUGCGCUUUAAUGGCACCCUUGUUUGCGUUGGAAUCCCUGAAAAUGAGCCACAGGCUAUUGCGACUGCCUUCCCGUCUUCUUUCAUUAAUAAACAUUACACUGUGACAGGUUCCGCGGUCGGAAAUCGCCUCGAGGCCAUUGAGACGUUGAAUUUUGCUGCUCGUGGUGUUAUUAAGGCUCAUUAUCGGGUGGAGAAGAUGGAUGCUCUUACUUCAGUAUUCCAGGAGAUGGCUGAAGGGAAGCUUCAAGGCCGUGUUGUUCUGGAUCUGUCGGACUAA
Penicillium daleae is the source of this 1104-nucleotide messenger RNA. Its product is annotated as zinc-dependent alcohol dehydrogenase. The coding region runs from base 1 to 1104 and encodes 367 amino acids. NCBI's taxonomy places the organism in Eukaryota, Fungi, Ascomycota, Eurotiomycetes, Eurotiales, Aspergillaceae. The record is from RefSeq and is a predicted model, not a curated record. Gene Ontology annotation, molecular function: oxidoreductase activity. The transcript has 4 exons.